CGCAUAGUCGCGUCUGGUGGCAAAGUUUCGACGCUAGGUGAUAAUGUUCUGUGUAAGAGAGCAGAUGAGGCUACGGUUUUCUUUCAGGCAUGAACGAGCUACCGAAGGAAGGAUCCCAAGCGUGCAGUUCUCUCUGAUCUAGCGGCUGUAUCGAAGAGCUACAGCGAUAUUCGCGUCGCCCAUGUUUCCCACUACCAAGCUAUCGCAGGGCGUAUGUCUCUGUAUCUUGGAAAUCAACACCGGAACAAAAAGCGCUCACGGCGCCUCAAAGGAUGGCCAAUAUUGCAGUUGAUGCUUUUGACCCUGAACUAGCAGGCUUGUACUUCCAACUGGAGUGCUUGCUUUUUACCUCUUACUGAAUAGUUCUAACGUUUUGGUCUAGAGAUGAACUAUUGGCCCAGCUUGGCUACAGGUCUUGCGGAUCUAACUUCGCCACUGAAUAGCCUCUUAAAAACGAUGGGCACACAAGGCGCAAAAGUGGCCAAGGAGAUGUACGGCUGCUCUAGCACCGUAACUCACCAUAACACGGAUUUGUGGGGUGAUUCGGCACCCCAGGAUAAUUAUUCUCCUGCAACUUUUUGGCCGAUGGGAGCCACAUGGAUGGUCACUCAUAUGAUAGAACACUAUCGAUUUACUGGGGAUAAGGAGCUUCUCAAGGACAUGUUCCCGACACUUAAGGCUAACGUUGAAUUUGCACUCAACUUUCUGAAAGAAUAUAACAGUUAUAUGGUAACAAAUUCAAGAGUAUCUGCAGAAAACACUUAUGUCAUACCAAAUAGCAACGGGAAGACAGCGUCCAUUUCACUUGGUACGACUAUCGAUAACCAGUUGCUCUGGACCUCUUCGGAUUUGUUCCUGAGGCGCAGGCUGCGCUCUGUAUUCGAGACGAUAAAUUUGCCAAGCGCGCAGCCCAGAUGA
This is a messenger RNA of Pseudogymnoascus verrucosus, 918 nucleotides long. RefSeq lists its product as uncharacterized. The record is from RefSeq and is a predicted model, not a curated record. The coding region runs from base 385 to 918 and encodes 177 amino acids. Gene Ontology annotation, biological process: carbohydrate metabolic process. The transcript has 2 exons. Gene Ontology annotation, molecular function: alpha-L-fucosidase activity. NCBI's taxonomy places the organism in Eukaryota, Fungi, Ascomycota, Leotiomycetes, Thelebolales, Thelebolaceae.